GCCCUACGCACAACUGGCCCUUGCUAGGCGUGUGUCACCUGGAUCCUUGGCCAACUUGUCGAUUGGCUCACGAGCAGUGCACCAGCUCCAUGACUGGCGUCUGUUCUCCCGUCGCUCGACACCACGUAACGUCACUGAACCCUCUUGUGUCUAUGGCCCGAAAUCGUGCUAGCUCGACUUGUCGAGGGCGCCAAUGCGUUGUUACCGCGCGUCAUUUGUGUUUCCCUGUAAAGAAAGUCACAAAGCCGACAACGGGGAACCUGGGGCUUCCACUUGAGUAGAAACUUAUAAGGUAUAAGCUCGCGGCAGUGACGACUCUUUCAGCAUCCAAAUCUUCAUCCGCAUCAAACUUUCAUAUCACCUAGUAACUCAGCCGCCUCGAACUGUCCUGAGUGAAAACGAAUCCAUCAAGUAAACACAGUCAAACUAUAUAUUAUCCACCAACGGUUUUAUUCUCCACGACUUGAGACUUUCCAAACCCAACCGCUCUAUCUCGUGGAACUUUCUCACACACCCGGCAUUACAUCAUCACAACCGCUAUCAUGGAAUCUCUAAACCGCUACAUCCCCUACGCCCACAUGAUCGCAACGGUCUUUGGCCUUAUCGAGCUCGGUCUAACAUGUUACCUCGUAUCACCCUGGUGGCGAGCCCCCGGCAUCUACGCCUUUAUGCUCUUCAGCUCCGUCUGGACUUUGUUGGUCCUCAUCUACAUUGCCCUCUUCCCGCCUUACUUCCCCAAGACGUUCCAGCGCACCAUCGCCCUCGCGCUGGAGUGGAUCACCAUGAUCUUCUGGUUCGCCGGUUCGAUCGCUCUCGCCGUUUAUUUCGGGUCUCCGAGCUGCGGUGCCGACACAUUCUGCGGAUGUGUCGAAGCCGCUACUGCGUUCGGCUUCCUUCUCUGGGUUACGUUUUUGUUCAUCGUUAUUGUCGACACCAUGGCUACGCUCAAGGGUAGGGCAAGGGGUCAGAGGGCCAAGCCUGUUGUCGGAGUUUAGGGUGGCGGAUUGAAACACGGAGAAUUUGAUCCCUGCAUCGGAUUCCAACAGGGAGUGGAUGGAGGAAUGCAUGCCGGCAUGAUCUCAGCUGUUGCUGGCUGCAUCGCUGCUUGGGAACUGGCUUCCACAAGCGGCAGGGGAAGAUGAUUUUAAUGCUAGUGGAAAACGGGACACGCAGCGGGAUGCAUGGCAUGCAGGAAUGCAGGAAUGCGGAAUAGCAGAAAGAGUUGUACGGCAAUGAAGAGGUUAGAUAGUUUGCAUCGGGACAGGCGCAUCAUCGCGAAACAUCGCGGACAGCAUAGCAUAGAAUACCCUUUUCCUUUUACCUAGGCUAGAGCAUUGAUAUUUGCAUCUACACACCCGGAUAUCACAAC
Messenger RNA from Neurospora crassa OR74A, 1369 nucleotides. RefSeq lists its product as hypothetical. NCBI's taxonomy places the organism in Eukaryota, Fungi, Ascomycota, Sordariomycetes, Sordariales, Sordariaceae. Gene Ontology annotation, cellular component: membrane. The record is from RefSeq and is a predicted model, not a curated record. The coding region runs from base 543 to 995 and encodes 150 amino acids. The transcript has 2 exons.